This is a messenger RNA of Cadophora gregata, 693 nucleotides long. RefSeq lists its product as uncharacterized. The coding region runs from base 1 to 693 and encodes 230 amino acids. Lineage: Eukaryota; Fungi; Ascomycota; Leotiomycetes; Helotiales; Ploettnerulaceae. The record is from RefSeq and is a predicted model, not a curated record. The transcript is spliced from 2 exons.
AUGUUAGCCCUCCAGGAUUUCGUACCAUUGACUUGUGGAAUCCUCGAAAGUUUCCCAGACCCUCCACGCAAUUCUAUCCCAGACACGGAUCGAUCAUGGUUCUUCUACCUUGCUGAAAUUGCUCUUCGGAGGCUUGCCAAUCGAAUCAUGGCAUUCAUCUCCAAAAGCUUAGACUUGAGUACCCCUCGAGGAAUACAAAUCGCGUAUGAUAGUGCUGCUGAAUUCGAGCAAGAAGCACAAGACUGGAUCCAGUCGUUGCCUUCUCCCAACGAGUUAGAAAGAUAUCAAGAUGACGUCUUGAACUUCAUCCUCAAAGGACAUCUUCUGAAUUGUUACGAGCUAAUGUACUGGCCUUUCGUGAAGCAUGCAAUAAAUGGAGGUCAACGGGACUUGGCAAGUGAUGACUACGUUAAGAAGGGACUCCAAAUCGCUGCCGAUCGUAAUGAGAUUAAUCAGCCAGGCUUUAAGCAUAGACAUCAUGGGACAUAUGGUAUGAUUAGGAGCGUUACGAGGAGCACUUUUGUCCUCCUUGCUGCUCGUCAGAGUUCCCGAUUGCAGGAUUUUAUGCCAGUGGAUUGGUUCGACUUACUGCCUAGUGUUGAUCAUUUGCUGGAGUUCUGGGAGGACGAAAUACCCGCCGCCUUUACUUGGAGGGGUAUGAGGAAGUUACUAGUUGAGCAAGCACGGAAUUGA